GGGAAGGAGUGGAAUCGGGGCUCGGAGAUGGCGGUGUCGGGCUCUUCGGCGAGCUUGAAAAGCAAUUAUGCCGUGUACAGGAAAAUUGAGUCUUUCUACACAGGAGGACCGAUUCAGAUUACCCAAGCUGGGGAUUAUAUGUUUUGUGCCUGUGGAAGCAAGGUCAAUGUAGUGGACAUUGCAACAGGAGAUGUCAUACACAGUAUUGAACAGGAUGACGAAACAGAGAUCACAGUAUUUGCCCUCAGCAGUGAUGAUGAAAUCUUGGUAACAGGAAGCCAAGCGCUACUGCUGAAGCAAUGGGACUGGCUAGGAAAUAAGUGCACACGGACAUGGAAGGCUGUGCAUACAGCGCCUGUGGCCAGCAUGACCUUUGACCCUUCUUCCACUUUAUUAGCCACAGGUGGCUGUGAUAGCACUAUCAAGAUCUGGGACGUUCCCCGGCAGUACUGCACACACAACCUGAAAGGCUCUUCCGGGGUUGUCCACCUCGUCAAAUUCCACCCGGACAUUUCUCACCCUCAGCUGUUCUCCUCCUCCAUGGACAACAGCAUCCGGCUUUGGGACCUGAAGUCCAGCCAGUGUGUCGGCCAGCUGGACAACCACUACAGCUUAGUCACCUCUCUUUCAUUCUGCCCCGACAACGAGACCCUCAUCAGUUCUGGCCGUGAUAAGAUUUGCACCGUGUGGGAUCUGAAAGCGAAAAAGGCCAGGAGCACCAUCCCUGUCUAUGAGACCAUUGAAUCUGUGGUCUUAUUACCAGAAGAACUGGAUUUAUCGAACUUGGGUGUGACUAAAUCAAGCACUCACUUUCUCACUGCUGGUAGCAAAGGGAUCCUCCGCAUGUGGGAUGCAGACACAGCUACCUGCGUGCACAGCCAGUCCCUGCCCCAUCUGCCAGCUGAGUCCAAAGUGGAGGUGAUUGGACAGCACAGCCUCAUGCAUUGCAGUCUAGUGCCAACAAAAAGUGAAGUAGUUGCUGUGAACGUUGAGCGCAACAUCUGCUUGUAUGAUGCACAGACGCUUGAUCUCAAGAAACAGUUUUCAGGUUAUAACGGAGAAGUUUUGGAUGUCCGGUUCCUGGGACCAAAGGACUCACACAUAGUUGUAGCGACCAAUAGCCCCCAGCUGAAAGUAUUUGAGUUGUCAUCUUCAAACUGCCAGAUUCUGCAAGGCCAUUCAGAUAUUGUUCUUGCCUUGGAUGUCUUCCGAAAGGGGAGGUUAUUUGCUAGCUGUGCAAAGGAUAAGACCUUCCGGAUUUGGCGGAUGGCAGAAGACGGCGAGGUUUUCUGCGUGGCUCAAGGGCUGGGCCACACGCAUCAAGUGGGUGCCCUUGCGUGUUCCAAAACAAAAGAGAAUUUUCUGCUCACAGCCAGCCAAGACCGCACAAUCAAAGUGUGGAUUCUUCCUAAAUUGCCCACCGUCAAACAAGAAGAGAACCAGGUCGUGGUGUUGCAGCCUGUCAAAACAGAAGUGGCACAUGAUAAAGACAUUAAUAGUGUGGCAGUGUCUCCAAAUGACAAGCUGAUCGCCACAGGUUCCCAGGACAAGACAGCCAAGCUGUGGAACUGUGAAGAUUGUGUCCUACUCGGAAUCUUCUCUGGACACAAACGGGGCAUCUGGUGUGUGCAGUUCUCCCCAGCAGACCAGGUCUUGGCCAGCUCUUCAGCAGAUGGGACUGUGAAAAUCUGGGAUCUGCAGGACUUCAGCUGUCUGAAGACUUUUGAAGGUCAUGAUGCCUCUGUGUUGAAGGUCAUCUUUGUGAGCGGAGGAGGACAGGUGCUUAGCAGUGGUGCCGAUGGACUCCUGAAACUCUGGACAAUCAAAAACAAUGAGUGUGUGAAGACCUUAGAUGCCCACGAGGAUAAAGUAUGGGGCUUGCACGCUAACAAGAAAGAUGACAUCCUGGUGACUGGCUCCACUGAUUCACGGGUCUUGUUGUGGAAGGAUGUCACUCAAGCAGAACUUGAAGAAGAGCAAGCAAAGCAAGAGGAACAGAUCCUGAAAGAGCAAGAGCUGGCUAAUUUGCUGCACAAGAAGCAGUUCCUGGAAGCCCUGGGCUUGGCGAUCUCCCUGGACCGGCCUCAUACGGUGCUGACGGUGGUCAAGGCCAUUCUCAAGGAGGCCAGUGGAAAAGAAGACUUGGCAAAGAACUUGAUGAAGUUGCGGAAGGACCAAAAAGAGGCUGUUCUGAAGUUUUCCACCACUUGGAACACCAACACACGGAACUGCCACGAGGCCCAGGCAGUGGUCGAAAUCCUCCUCAAGCAUGAAAGUCCAGAGGAUCUCUUGAAGUACGAAGGGAUCAAAACUGUGGUGGAGUCUCUCCUGCCCUACACAGAACGCCACUACCAGAGGCUGGGGCGGUUACUCCAAGCCUCCAUGUUCCUCGAUUUCAUGUGGCAAAACAUGAGGCUGGCUGAGGCUCCAAGGUGGGAUGAAGAGAUGGAUACAUGACUACUGAAGCUCAUCUGGCAGUUACUUGCUCACGUCGCAAAACAGGUUGACACUCCCUCACCAGCAAUGUUUUAAAGAAUGUUUUAUAUAAUAAAUGUUUAUUUGUAUAAAUAAA
Messenger RNA from Candoia aspera, 2572 nucleotides. It is a transcript of the gene TBL3, whose product is annotated as transducin beta like 3. The transcript has 22 exons. Bases 28 to 2457 code for a protein of 809 amino acids. Gene Ontology annotation, cellular component: 90S preribosome; nucleolus; small-subunit processome. Gene Ontology annotation, molecular function: protein binding; U3 snoRNA binding. Lineage: Eukaryota; Metazoa; Chordata; Lepidosauria; Squamata; Candoiidae. The record is from RefSeq and is a predicted model, not a curated record. Gene Ontology annotation, biological process: endonucleolytic cleavage to generate mature 5'-end of SSU-rRNA from (SSU-rRNA, 5.8S rRNA, LSU-rRNA); endonucleolytic cleavage in 5'-ETS of tricistronic rRNA transcript (SSU-rRNA, 5.8S rRNA, LSU-rRNA).